Oryza brachyantha (malo sina) is the source of this 1904-nucleotide messenger RNA. RefSeq lists its product as uncharacterized. The coding region runs from base 112 to 1482 and encodes 456 amino acids. Lineage: Eukaryota; Viridiplantae; Streptophyta; Magnoliopsida; Poales; Poaceae. The record is from RefSeq and is a predicted model, not a curated record. The transcript has 8 exons.
CCCAGGACGGCCUCCUCCUCCUCCUCUCCCCUCCCCUCCCGCCGCCUGCGCCGAUCUCCCGCGAGCAGGGGCGCUGUCCUCCUUCAUCCUCACCGGUUUGAACUGAUCAUCAUGGUGAAAGGAAAUGCAGAGAAAGAUGAUGGCAUUCAUGAAUGCCAAUCGAUUUCUGAUAUUUCAGAAGAUAACUUGAGGCACAAUUUCCGAUUAGGAGACAUUGCAUGGGUUAAGCACAAUGGCUCAUGGUGGCCAGCACAGGUCGUUGAUAAUUCAUGUAUCAACAGCAAGCGUAAGAAGGCAACCAAAUAUCAUGUUCCAGUUCGUUUGUAUGGCACAUGUGUAUACUUGUAUGUAGAUCCUUGGAAGUACAACAUGGAAUUCAAAAUGAUGCUGAAGCGAGAGAAUAAAAGUGCAAUGGAAGCAUUCCAUGAGGUCUUUAAGAAGGAGCUGUCCUAUGUUAACCCACCUUGCAAUUCUACCGAAGAAGCUGCCAACUUGAAAGAAAAGACCUCUUCCAAGAAAGUCAGAAAGCAAAAGAGCCUAAAGGAAUCACCAGCCACUAAACAUAUGGGAGAAGAUACAAGAGAUCAACAUAGUGCAGAGCAGCACCAAGAACUUGGGUAUACUGCAACAACUGGAGUUGCCACUCGCAAAGGAAGAAGAAUGCGAGAACGUUUAAGUCCUGAUGGUGAAGGUCAAACCAGUGGUAAAAAAGCUUCUAUUGAGGGUUCAAGUUAUAAGUCAGAAAAACAAGUUGAUUCUGAAUAUGAUGAGGAGCCUUAUAAGAUGAUGACAGGAGGGAGUUCAGUGGCUAGAAGGGAAGGACUGAGACAAUCUGCUCGCAAACCCAUGAAAGCGUAUUUAGAUCCAUUGGAAGAUAGAACAUCACCGCUCAGUGAUACAAGUGCAAGUGAAGAUGCAAAUGUAGUGGAUAGAACACCAGAGAGUUCAAAUCAGCACGAAGAUGGUUCAACGGUAGAUGGAACUUCGGCUUCUCAUGCAGAAAUAAAGGCUAUGGUUAGGGAUAUACUGUUCAGUGACAUUAUUGCCAAGCAGCAUGCUGCUGAAAUGGCAUUUGUAGAUGAAGUGAUCAAUGGAAUUUGUGGUACUAGUGAACUAAACAUAACUGGUGAUAAUGCCGCUGUUACAGAGGGUGGGCGAGGCGUCAAACGAAGAGGUAGUAGGGUGGAGGCCAAGUGCAGCAACCUUACGCAGAGAUCUAGAAAAGGGCAAACAGAUCAAGGAGGUACCAAUGGAAAGAAAAGAGCCAAGGACACCCAACAAACCAUGAAUCUUGGCAGCUGGGAGAUUGGCAAUUCAGACUCUUUGAAAGGGGCUUUUGAUAGUACUAGCAGGGAUGCAGCGAUGGAGGAACUGGGGCAACUUAGUGCGCGCCAAAUCAGGAUUAUGCAGAGUCUCGCACUGAUUGCUCCAUCAGGAUCCCCGUUUGGCAAAAAUGGACCGUUUGCAUCAACCCAUCGAUAAUUCUGAUUUACUUCCAAUGUUCUUGAAAGGUUCAGAGCAGUACUUCUUAACAUUUUGCAGUCCUUGGUUCCGCGGCAUUUUGGAUACAGAGAACCAAAAGCGAUCACAAUUUAUUAACUCGAAGCCGUACACCUUACCGGCUGUUCGCUCAGGUUUUUUUUGGGGUACCUCACGUCGCUGCGUGGUCUACUAGAAUGUGGUGCGGUUGCUUUUCUCCGCACAAGAAUCGACUGAAUUUAACUGGGGGUUAAUUGUUAAGCACAGCAUUGUAUCUGUAAGGCCACAAGAUGGUCCAAGUAUGGUUGGUGCCAAUUGAACUCAGGCAUGAUACAGCCCUAAUAUUAAGUUACUAGUAGUACUUAGUCUCUAAUUAAUGUAUCCUCCUUGUCUUCAGAUAUCAGAAUGCACUACCGUUUGAACGA